This is a messenger RNA of Cyphellophora attinorum, 1263 nucleotides long. RefSeq names its product 3-hydroxybenzoate 6-hydroxylase. Bases 1 to 1263 code for a protein of 420 amino acids. Gene Ontology annotation, biological process: secondary metabolite biosynthetic process. Gene Ontology annotation, molecular function: FAD binding; monooxygenase activity. The record is from RefSeq and is a predicted model, not a curated record. Lineage: Eukaryota; Fungi; Ascomycota; Eurotiomycetes; Chaetothyriales; Cyphellophoraceae. The transcript is spliced from 5 exons.
AUGGCAAAGAGACCGCUAAACGUUACAAUAGUAGGCGCCGGGCUCGCUGGUCUAGCAACAGCCAUCUCGCUAGCUCUCGAGACGGCCGACUUGCCAGAGUCGGAUCGACCGUCCAUCAAGAUCCUCGAGUCUGUACCAUCGCUCAAUGUACCGGGCGCUGGACUGCAAGUCACGCCAAAUGCCACCCGGCUGUUGUCUCGCUGGGGUCUAUUGGAUCGUGUUGAAGCGGUAUGCGCGGAACCAAAGCGAUUAGUGGUGCAUCGGUAUGACGGGUUCCCGUUCAUCGAUGUGCACAGAGGUGAUCUACAGAGUCUGCUCUACGAGCGAGCAGUGGAGUUAGGCGUCAAGGUCGAAUGGAGACAGAGAGUAAGAAACGUUAGAUUCGAUUCACUCACACUGAGCUCGUCGCAAGAAGGGCCCUUUGUACAUAUCACGACGGAGAGUGGUUCCAGCUACGCAACAGACAUCCUCAUCGGCGCCGACGGCAUCUGGUCUAAGUGUCGUGAACUCCUUCUCGGCCACCCUGAUGCCCCUCAACCCACGGGUGAUCUAGCAUAUCGGAUCAUCCUCACUCUUGAAGAUCUCGGCACUGAUGAAGAGCUCCUAAAGUUGGUCAAGAAUCCCGAAGCACACUUCUGGACUGGCCCGGGCGCUCACUGUGUUGGCUACUCAGUACGCGCUGGCGCUUCACGGAUGUACAACCUUGUUCUGCUAUGUCCGGAUGAUCUGCCAGACGAUGUUGCCCGGCAGGUAGGCGAGGUCAGUGAGAUGAAGCAGUUGUUCGAGGGCUGGGACCCGAUCUUACUGAGAUUUCUGGAGAAAGUGAAGAAAGUCGACAAGUGGAAGUUGAUGCACAGGCCGGAGAUGGAGCGGUGGGGGGCGAACAGUGCCCUCGAGGAUGGAGCGGUGCUGGGCUGGUGCUUAGGUAAGGUUGCGCUCGCGGGCGAAAGUAGCUCUGUGCAGGAAGAGAAAUCAAGAGGAGAGAAGAUAAAGCGGGCGGUGGAGUUAUAUGAGCGGGUCAGGAAGGUGCGAGGGGAGCAGGUCGCCAAGGAGACGUUCUUGCAACGCCAUCAAUUUCACAUGCCGGACGGACCGGAACAGCAAGAGAGAGAUCGAAUCUUCGCAUCGCAGCUGGGCAAAGAUGAGAUCGAUGACUCGAUACGCUUCCCCAGUCGUUGGACGUGUGGCAUUGCCCAGCGCUGGUUAUACGGCUACGACGCGUAUGCUGCCGUUGAGAACGCAUUUCGCGAUCGUCCAUUGUAG